CAGCGGUGGUGACGUCAGGCAGGCCUGCGCGCUCUCGACGCGUACAAGCACAAGUUGAGGCUUCCUCCUCCACAUCCAGAGCAAGAACCAGGAAGUGAAAGUAUACACAUGGAGGGUGUGUCAUUCCCUGCCAGUGUAUGUUUUUAUUUUUAAAAACAUAGUCCUCCUCGGAUAGAAUAAAUGGGGGACUCGGCGAGGACCAAGCGGCGGGAGCAGCUGAAGCGCUGGGCCGGCUCCUGCACCGACAAAGCGCCGGCCGUACCUCGGCGGAGAUGGCGGGGCGACGCCGAGAACGGAGCAGCGGAGCCGGAGGCCGAGCUCUGCGAACCGCCGAGGGACCAGCCAGUGUUGGGGAGAGAUGGAGUUAGCCCCCUGCUGAAGAGACGCAAAAGGGUGAGGUUUGACAGGGCUGCAGAGUUCCUGGCGGCUUGUGCCUGCGGGGACACAGAGGAGGCCCAGAUGAUGCUAGUGGAGGCCAGAGAGACCAAAAAGAACAAUGAGGAGGACGUACCAGAAAUUAUCAACUGUUCUAAUGCUGAUGGAAUCACUGCUCUCCACCAGGCCUGCAUAGAUGGCAGCAUGGAGAUGGUGUCCUUUCUUUUGGAGCAUGGUGCCAGUGUGAACCAGGUUGACAGUGAGGGAUGGACACCCCUGCAUGUUGCUGCCUCCUGCGGCUACCCUGAAAUUGUGAGUUUCCUUUUGCAGGAUGGUGCAUCUCUCUCUGCUGUGAACUGUGAUGGUGAUGUUCCUCUGGACAUUGCUCUGGAUGAGGCCACUGAGUCUCUUCUCCAGGAGUACACUGUGAGACAGGGUGUGGAUUUGGAGGCAGCUAAGCGGCUGGAGGAAGAACAGAUCAUGACAGACGCCCGGACCUGGCUGACUGAGGGCCCACCUGCCGAUGUACGGCACCCCAGGACCGGAGCCACCCCACUGCAUGUGGCUGCAGCCAAAGGCUACCUGGAGGCUCUCAAGAUACUGUGUCAGUGUGGGCUGGAUGUCUCGGCUACAGAUUUUGAUGGCUGGACGCCUCUUCAUGCUGCAGCACACUGGGGUCAGGGGGAGGCCUGUCAUAUUCUGGCUGAACAGCUUUGCAACAUGGAGGCCCGCAGCAAUGCGGGUCAGACCCCCUUUGAUGUAGCUGAUGAAAGCGUUGAGGAACUCCUGGAGGAGUUAUCACAGAAACAAGCCAAUUGGCGUAAUGAACAGUCUAUACUGGACAGGCAAAACCAACAGGGCUCCACCGCUGCAAACGCGCAAAACAAACGGCGGAGGAGCUCCGUGUGCAGGAUGAGCAGUAAAGACAAGAUGAAUGUGCAGGAUCAGUCUAAAGAGAGGGGCAUUUCAGGAGGCCUGGAGCUGAGCGAGGAGAAAGAGAGCAGCCCAGAAAGCUCCACUGUGUCCAGUCCAGACACUGAGAGUGUGACCACAUCCACCAUCAGCCCUGCUGACAAGACGCCAGAGGAGAAAGAUGAGGAGGAGAAGGAGCAGGACAAGGCGAACCGCACUGCCAGAGUCCAACCCACUCCUCAGACGAGGGAUGCCACAGCUGAGAGUCCCAACACCCCCAGCGCUGACCGCCGCAAGUUUCAAGCUCCAGUCAGAGACGAGGAGUCGGAGUCUCAGAGGAAAGCUCGCUCUCGACUGUUGCGUCAGUCUCGCCGCUCCACACAGGGUGUGACUUUAACAGACUUGAAGGAAGCAGAGAAGAGUGUGCCUAAAGCUGCUGAUCCCCCGCCUCGCAACAUCCAGCCCGUCAGCCCCAUCGUCACUCUCACGCCUGCUGAAAGGGAUACAGACCCGGUGAAGCAGGUGGAGCCGGAGGGAGAGAAGCGUCUGGGAGUGAAGGACAGGAGGAGAGGGAGGAGGGAGAGACGCUCCACUGGCAUCGUUCAGCUGGGUGGAGAGAAUGAAGAUGAGGAUGCUCAUUCAGACGAUACAAACAGUAACAGCAUUUCCAAUGAAAGUCAACUGGGAGACUCGUCAGCUGACUACAGAACGCUGUACUUUAAGGUACUGCAGGAUAACCUGGCUAUGAAGGACAAGCUGCAGGAGAUGGAGCUGCUGCUCUGCCAAAACAAAGUGGAGCUGGAAAGACUCCGACAGGUUGGGCAGAGUCAAGAGAGCAGCUCAGACAGACCGGCCCUGCUGGAGCUGGAGAGAUUUGAGAAGUUGGCCCUCCAGAGGAAAGCAGUAGAGCUGGAGGAUGAGCUAAAGGUUCUGGGAGACCUGAAAGCAGACAACCAGAGGCUCAAGGAUGAGAACGCCGCCCUCAUUAGAGUCAUCAGCAAACUCUCAAGAUGAACCUUAACAAAAAAAAAAAAAAACAACCUCCGUGGAGCAAAAAGUAUUACAGGAUUCGUCUUUAGUCCAACUCAGAAGACGCAAACCAGGAACAGAGACAGAGUCUGAUUCAAGACUAACAGCACAUUCAACAGUAACUGGAACAAUGUAUAGAUUUCAGGGUUAUUAGCCUGUGUUUGGGCCUUUAUGUUUUGGCAGAUCUACUGUAUAACAAGCUGAACUGCACCUCCUGUGGAUCGACAGGACGAUCCUGUUCACAUCCACUUUUAUAUUAAGUUUUUAUUGUUGUAUUUUUUAACUGGAAUAUUUUAUGUGCUUUGCUCCUAUACUUUGUAUAAAAUCUGUAUUGAGAGACUUAAAGCCAUGCACAGUGGGAGCUCAUGAUAAUGUUUUAGAUUGCUUUCUUGGUUACCAGAAAUAUACAAAAAAAAAAAAAAAUGACUUAAAUGUGCCAAAAACCAGCCCCAGUCUUGCAUGUCCUCUGGGGAAAACUCCAAGUGGUCAGUGUUGUUUCUCAGGAUGAGUCUGGGUCGAUGCUUUCUAUUUUAGUUGACUGCUGUAAAGGUGGACCAAAUUUGCAUGCCCAUCUCUCCGCACUCCUCUGAAUGUGUAUUUAAUAUACUGUAUAUAUUCAUGUACAGGGGCCAUCUGUCCUGACUCAGUGACGUGUGAUGGUGCGUGGAAGUCAGGUGCAGCUCAUGUUCAGAGGGACUGCUACAGAAAAUAUUUGUUACAAAAGUCAGAUCUUUCAAGGGGUUGUGGAAAAACGCAUGUUCUAUCCUUAGUACUGUAAGUGAGUAGUCAUUUCACUUUGCCAUUUUGACUGGACGCUUCUGAAAGCAACGACUCCCAAGCUAAGUAUUCACCCUGUGACGGACGGCUGUUAUUGUUCAACAGACAGGCCAGAUGGGUCAACUUCUGAAUGUUUACUCCAGUUUAAAGAAAAAACUUGCAUGUCAUAUAGUAUUUUUAUGCUGUGCCUUUCCAUAUACAUUUGUAAGUAAUAUUUCUAUUUUGCUUUGGCAAAUAUACACUGUUCAGUAUAAAAUACAGUAUGGGCAUAAAUGA
Thunnus maccoyii (southern bluefin tuna) is the source of this 3369-nucleotide messenger RNA. RefSeq names its product protein phosphatase 1, regulatory subunit 12C (gene ppp1r12c). Gene Ontology annotation, cellular component: cytoplasm. Gene Ontology annotation, biological process: signal transduction. Bases 181 to 2301 code for a protein of 706 amino acids. The record is from RefSeq and is a predicted model, not a curated record. Gene Ontology annotation, molecular function: phosphatase regulator activity; protein kinase binding; enzyme inhibitor activity. NCBI's taxonomy places the organism in Eukaryota, Metazoa, Chordata, Actinopteri, Scombriformes, Scombridae. The transcript has 20 exons.